AAGUUUUUGGUACUUUUAUAAAGUUACGCGCACAAUCGUGAAUCGUGAUUAUAUCAUGAUCAUCGCAUAUAUGCAUCAGCUGAUAUGCGGUGAUUGUGCAGUAGUAUUUUGGCAGUCUUACGACAAGUUGUGAUUGAUAAAAUUAUAAAAGGCCCAGACAAAUAACGGACUUUCAUUCAUUCUUCUCGUCUUAUAAAACUCAACUUCCACCAUGUCUUUCACAGACAAAGACGGCGAGAGAGCACCUCUCCUUGGGGGAGAACAUCACAAUAUCAUGGGUAAAAAAGGUGGAGCUACGGAAGGUGACAAAAAUGGGGGUUACGGCGGCGUGGAAGUCGCUGGAGUAGCUAAAGAGCUUGACAGUGACAGUGGCAGUGGCACGAGUGUCGAAAUCAAGGAUGGUGAAGAUAAACAGAAGGUUCCACUAAGUAAACUGUUCAGGUACGCCACUGCUUUUGAUUAUUUCAUCAUGGUCAUUGGGGGUCUAGCUGCCUUAGUCCAUGGGGCCGGGUGGCCGGCACUCAACCUCUUCUUUGGUGACCUGAUAGACGAAUUCAUUGACUUUGAUACCAAUACCACGCUACCCACCCUUCCACCCGGUGUCACAUACCCACCGAUUGAUCCGAUGGAGGAGUUUGACAAGCAGAUGCGCAAAUAUGCCCUGAUCUUCACGUAUGUCGGGAUAGCGGUAGUGUUUGCGUCUUAUAUCCAGGUAUCUUGUUGGAGUCUGUCGUGUGAGAGGCAGAGCCAUAAGCUACGGAAGGAGUUCUUCAAAGCUAUUCUUCAUCAAGAGAUUGCUUGGUUUGAUCAACACCAAAGUGGAGAACUCACUUCUAGAUUGGCCGAUGACAUGGAGAGAGUUCGAGAGGGUCUCGGUGAUAAGAUCGGUGUCUGCCUUCAAUUUUUAUCACAGUUUGCAACAGGUUUUGCCAUUGGUUUCUGGAAGAGUUGGGAGCUAACCCUGGUCAUCAUGUCCCUGACUCCUCUCCUAGCAAUAGCUGGUGGCUUCAUGGCUUACCUGAUAACAUCAUUCUCUAAAGCUGAGCAGGAGGCGUAUGCUAAGGCUGGCAGUGUAUCAGAAGAGGUUCUGGCUUGCAUUAGGACCGUCAUUGCAUUCGGUGGAGAGCACAAAGAAAUAAAGAGGUAUGAGAAGGAGCUGGAGGGUGCAAAGAAGAUUGGAAUCAAGAAAGGUGUCAUCACUGCCUUCGGUCUUGGUCUAACAUUCUUCAUCAUGUUCUCAGCUUAUGCACUGGCUUUCUGGUAUGGCCCGAGGAUGGUGAGCGAAGGUCGUCUGACCGGGGGAGAGGUCAUGACAGUGUUCUUCUGCAUCAUGAUUGGUUCGUUCUCCAUCGGGAACAUGAUCCCGCCUCUUAGCACCGUGGCAACGGCUAGAGGAGCGGCUGCCAUCCUCUUUGAAGUCAUUGAUGAGGAGCCCAUCAUCGAUAUGCGCUCUACAGAGGGUCUGAAACCCGACACCAUAACGGGGAACAUCGACUUUGAGAAGGUCCACUUCACGUACCCCUCUCGACCCGAUGUACCAGUCCUGAAGGGUAUCAGUCUGAGCGUGAAGACCGGGCAGACCGUCGCCCUCGUGGGUUCCAGCGGAUGCGGGAAGUCGACCACCGUCAACCUGCUGCUGAGGUUCUAUGAUGUUCUAGAUGGAAGGAUCUUCAUCGAUGGCAACGAGAUUCGUGACCUCAAUCUUCGCUGGCUUCGUCAGCACAUCGGUGUGGUGAGCCAGGAACCGGUCCUCUUCAACUGCUCCAUAGAGACCAACAUCUCUUACGGACGAGACGGUGUUACCAAGGAGGAGAUGGUGAAUGCUGCAAAGAUGGCCAACGCCCAUGACUUCAUCAUGAAAUUACCCAAGGGUUAUGAUACCAUUGUCGGAGAGCGGGGUGCCCAGCUGUCCGGUGGUCAGAAACAGAGAGUAGCCAUCGCCAGAGCUCUGGUCAGUAACCCUAGGAUACUGCUACUGGACGAAGCUACGUCUGCUCUGGACAGCGAGAGUGAGAAGUUGGUCCAGCAGGCCUUAGACAGGGCCUCGGAAGGACGUACCACCAUCGUGAUCGCCCAUCGCCUCUCGACCAUCCAGAAUGCUGACAUCAUCUAUGCCCUGAACGACGGGAAGGUGGUGGAGUUUGGGAACCACGCCGAGCUGAUGAAGGCUAAUGGAACCUACAAACAGCUGGUCACUCUGCAGAUCAUUGCCAAGGAGGAAGGAGAAGAGGAUAAUGCGGAAGAGGUGGGAGAGCUGAUGAAGCGUCAACCCAGUCAUCACAAGAUCUCAAGGCAGCUCUCGCAUCAGAAGUCACGCCAUCUCUCGUCAAGCAGUCUUGACGAUGGAAAGAAAGAUACAACUGAUGAGGAGGAGGAGGAAGAAGAGAUUCCUAAGGCUAGCUACUGGGAGGUGCUGAAGCUCAACGCCCCUGAGUGGUAUCUCAUCGUCAUCGGAUGCUUCUUCUCAGCCAUUCUAGGAGUCACUAUGCCCGUCUUUGCCAUCCUCUUCAGUGAAAUUAUCAAGCUCUUUAGUUUACCUAAUGAUGAAAUAGAAGAGGCAGCUGUGUUCUGGUCCUGUAUGUUUGUAGCUCUUGGAGGAACCAUGUUUGUUGGUUACGCCGUCAGCAUCAGCUGUCUUGCGAUAUCUGGAGAAGAACUGACUCUGAGGCUCAGAAGUAAAGCAUUCUCCACCAUUCUACGACAGGACGUUGCAUUCUUUGACCAACCAACUCAUAGCACAGGUGCCUUGGCUACUCGUCUUUCUGCUGAUGCGUCAAAUGUGAAAGGGGCGACAGGGGUGCGCCUCAGCACCCUCUUCCAGACGGCGGUCACAUUGGCGGCAGCACUCGUGAUCGGGUUCGUCUUCGGUUGGAAGCUAGCCCUGGUGGUCCUGGCCUGCGUACCCCUGCUCGUUGUGGCCGGUGGCUUGCAGCUCAAGCUCAUGCAAGGCACACAGAAGAGAGACUCCGAACUCCUAGAAGAAGCUGGAAAAAUUGCUGCUGAAGCCAUAGAGAAUGUACGGACGGUUGCCUCUCUCACUCUAGAAGAUAAAAUGUACCAGGGAUAUGCCGAUAUGCUGCAGCUGCCUUUUGUUCAGGGCCAGGUGAACACUCAAUACUAUGCUGUAGCCUUUGGCAUCACCCAGGGCAUGGUGUUCUUCUUGUACGCUGCAGCCUUCAGGUUUGGUGGUUACCUUGUAUCUCAGGGAGAGAUGACGACAGAUGAAGUAUUCAAAGUUGUCUUUGGUAUCGCCUUUGCCGGUAUCUCACUUGGUCAAGCAUCAGCUUUCCUGCCAGACUAUGCCAAAGCCAGGCACUCCGCUAAUGUCAUCCUCAAUUUAUUUGCCACAAAACCUCUUAUUGAUAACUAUUCCAAGAGCGGCCUUAAACCUAGUACCUUGAAUGGAGAGAUUUGCUACAACACCAUCGACUUCAAGUAUCCCACGAGACCAGACGUUGAUAUUCUCAAGGGACUCAAUCUAACGAUCAAACCAGGCCAGACUGUAGCCCUGGUAGGGGAGAGUGGGUGCGGUAAAAGUACUCUGGUAUCACUUCUAGAGAGAUUCUAUGAUCCUGAGCAAGGCUCAGUGUCUAUAGACGGGAAGAGCAUCACGGAUCUGAACGUGCAGUGGCUCAGGGCUAACAUAUCAGUCGUCAGUCAAGAGCCUAUUCUCUUUGCAUGCUCCAUCAAGGAAAAUAUUCAGUACAGCGUGGAUGGGGAGAUGGACAUGGCGGACAUUGAAAGGGUUGCCAAGAUGGCCAACAUUCAUGACUUCAUCUCUACUUUACCUACGGGUUAUGACACAUUGGUAGGAGAGAAAGGAGCUCAGCUGUCUGGAGGUCAGAAACAGAGAGUAGCCAUCGCCAGAGCUCUGGCUAGGAAUCCUCGUAUCCUACUCCUGGAUGAAGCUACCUCAGCACUUGAUACAGAGAGCGAAAAGAUUGUACAAGAGGCUUUGGACGCUGCCGUAGAAGGCCGGACAUCCAUCGUCAUUGCCCAUCGUCUCUCCACGAUUCAGAACGCGGACAUCAUCGCAGUUAUCAGAGACGGGGUCGUCGUCGAGAGCGGGAGUCAUCAAGAACUCCUCAAUAAGAAGGGUUAUUAUUAUACCCUAACAGGAGGUCAGAGGUCAUAGGUCAUAGUGAUAAUUCUUGCCUCGAUGAAGUACAAUGUAAAUAACAGAUCUAGUUCAGAGAUACUAUCUGUAUUUCGGCAGAUAAAGGUCAUUUAGAGGGUUCAGUGACACAAAGACGUAAUUCCAUUUUGGCCAUUUUGAGAAAAAGUUGUUCAUGUGUCACGGAGCGCUUGGGCCGGAGUUAAGUCUAUGUUUCACUAGCCAUUAACAUCAAUGGGUUUCCUGGAAAGCCCACAUUUUUCUGAACAUUUUGAUAUCAGAUACUCAUUUUGGCAAAAUCUUGAGUUACGUCUUUCUAUCGCUGAACCCUCGAUUUGUACAACACUGAAACCCAUUCAAGAGGAGUACUGGUUACGUGCUCACAAAAGUGAUGUAAUCACUGUUCAUUUAUGCACAGACAGCACAAUCUGUGAUGCAUAGAUGGGAAGUAUGCUUUUUAAGAGGGCAAACAAAAGGUAUCCAUGAAGCAGCUCCACCACUUUAGGCAGUGAUUAUUCUUAAGUGCACAAAGUGGGAGUUCUCCAUUUUUAAAAGAUCUGUGGAUAUUUAGGGGUAAUUUGUACAUUUGCUCAGUCAGAAGUGUAUUAUGCGGCCAACGCUGUGCUCCAAGUAUGAUAUAAUGAAAUACAAUGUAAUGAUAAUUUUGUUUACCCGGGGAACCCUCAUCAGCAUCUUCCAAAGGGCCCUGCAAUCUGUAUUACCCCUAGCACUUGCCAGGUACCCAUUUACACCUGGAUUGAGAGUGGCAAAUGUGGAUAAAUGUCUCGCCAGAAGACGUUUCAUAGUGCAGGGCUUUGAUUUUAACCCUCACCCCUUGGAUUGAGAAUCAAGUAAAUGAACCACUAAAACCACAACACCUCCACAAUAUCUGGGUGCUAGUAAUAAUAAUUUUAAUAAUAAUACUCAGUUUUUAUAUAACGCUUAUUAGAAUCACUAAGCGCUUCCAAACUUGGAGAUUGUUUCCCCGGCUUUAGCUGUGCUGCCAUAGUAUGAUUAUGUACAACAUAAAUGCAAAGAUUAUAGAUUCUGUAAAUGUAAAAAUUUUAUGUCUAUUAUAUACCUCAAAAUAUAUCUUAAUUUUUUAUAAGUUUGUGCUUGAAAUCAGUGAAGGAUGAACGCUUGACUGGAAAAAAUUGUGUUUUUCCUGAUGGUUAAUAAUUUAUUUGGCCCAAACGCUUGAAACAUAAGCAUUACAUUGGCCAUCCCCCCUUAGCCAAAUAUUGGGGGAAUUUAUCCCCCCCCCCUUUUUCUUUAUACUGUAUAUUUGUGAGCAAAACUAUGCUUAAAGUAUAACGUUUAAAUUGAUAUCCAGCCAGAUCAUGAUGUAGAGCAGAUAUACACAUAUAUAUCCAUGUUUUAGAUUUGUAAUAUCUUUGACAUUAUAUUCAUAUAUGAAAAUAAAUUAUUGUUGCACCAAAAAGUGAAUGCAAUUUCUGUAUUCAUGAAUGAUACACAAAUCUACAUUCUACUUUUGUUAUUGUGUAAUACAGGAAAAGAGAUCUGUAACUUAUUGUUUGAAAAGGUGUCAAACUCAAGAUAACGAUGUAUAUGUUUUUAAAUCAACUGCUAUUCUGUGACAAUGUAUCAAAUAUAUUUCACACUAUGAACUGUGCUUGAACUUUUAUUUACGUGUGUACAUUUGCCUUGUAUAUAAACUCAUGAAAUGAUUGACACAGUGA
This is a messenger RNA of Strongylocentrotus purpuratus (purple sea urchin), 5814 nucleotides long. Its product is annotated as ATP-dependent translocase ABCB1. The transcript has 25 exons. Gene Ontology annotation, biological process: transmembrane transport. The coding region runs from base 212 to 4135 and encodes 1307 amino acids. Gene Ontology annotation, cellular component: membrane. The record is from RefSeq and is a predicted model, not a curated record. Gene Ontology annotation, molecular function: ATP hydrolysis activity; ATP binding; ABC-type transporter activity. Lineage: Eukaryota; Metazoa; Echinodermata; Echinoidea; Camarodonta; Strongylocentrotidae.